Messenger RNA from Spirometra erinaceieuropaei, 609 nucleotides. NCBI's taxonomy places the organism in Eukaryota, Metazoa, Platyhelminthes, Cestoda, Diphyllobothriidea, Diphyllobothriidae. The record is from the annotation of a GenBank genome assembly.
AUGGCAGUGAAGACCGGCGUAGCAAUUUUCGAAGUCGACCGAAUCACCGCCGCCAAAGCCGAACGCGAGAAACGCAAACCUCAACUGCCGCAGCCGCCUCACAACGCCAACGCCCAACCGCCUCCAACGUACCCAGGAUGUCAUUGGACAAUUCGGCCGCCAAUUGGACUUGUUGGGCUCCUCCGGACCAACUUCAGCACCCGGACUACACCAAACGUCGUCUCUCCGUCCACCUCGCCUUCCACGCCUUCAACCAGCGUUGACCGUCCUCCCGAACGACUACCACCACCAUCAUCCUCCUCCUCCUCCUAUUCCACCGCACCAGCAUCUGCCGCUGUGGCGUCUGCCAUGUCCAUCAACUUUACACACAAUCCUGACACAACAAAAAACACCAACACCACCACCGUCAAAAUCGGUUAUCAGGACCCGCUCUGUACUUGUCUUCAUUGCGAUUGCAGGUUCACCUCACACAUCGGCCUGGCCGGUCAUUUGCUAAUCCAUCAUACAGAAACUGGCGAACCAGUGCUGGGACACCAGCCUACACUCACCGCAUCCGCCUUCACUGUCCACGUUGAAGUUGCAUAUUUACUCACCGCAUGGGUCUAUUAG